CCUCCUCCCGGAAAGGAGGCCAGCCCCGCGCUCCCCGCCUGAGCGGGAGGUGCCCGGCGCACACCGCCCACCGCCGCCGGAACAAAAGGGGCGGCUGCAUGGUCGCCCCGCGCCCGUCCCGCUCCCGUCCCGCUCCGCUCCGCGCUCCGCUCCGCGCUCCGCCAACAUGUCGGGCAGCGGCGGCGGCAACAGCGCGGUGAAGAAGAGGAGCCCGGCGGGCUCGGCCUCCUCGCUGGCGCAGGAGGAGGAGAAGCAGGCGAUGGAGAAGAUGCUGGACCCGGCGGACGGUGGGGCGCAGGAGAACGGCUGCGCCCGCUCGCCUUCGACCUGCGCCGAGGGCGAAGGGGUGACGCUGCAGCGCUCCAUUACGCUGCUCAACGGCGUGGCCAUCAUCGUGGGCACCAUCAUCGGCUCCGGCAUCUUCGUCACCCCCACGGGCGUGCUGCGGGAGGCCGGCUCGCCGGGGCUGUCGCUGGUGGUGUGGGCCGUCUGCGGGGCCUUCUCCAUCGUGGGUGCCCUCUGCUACGCUGAGCUGGGCACCACCAUCACCAAGUCCGGCGGGGACUAUGCCUACAUGCUGGAGGUGUACGGCUCCCUGCCCGCCUUUCUCAAGCUCUGGAUAGAGCUGCUCAUCAUCCGGCCCUCCUCGCAGUACAUCGUGGCUCUGGUCUUCGCUACGUACCUGCUCAAGCCCAUCUUCCCCACCUGCCCGGUGCCCGACCAGGCUGCCAAGCUGGUGGCGUGUCUCUGCGUCCUGCUGCUCACAGCAGUGAACUGUUACAGCGUGAAAGCUGCUACUCGUGUUCAGGACGCCUUUGCUGCGGCCAAGCUGCUGGCACUGGCUCUCAUCAUCAUCCUUGGCUUCGUGCAGCUUGCAAAGGGUGAUGUGACACACCUGACUCCUGAGCACUCCUUCGAAGGCACGAAAGUGGACGUGGGGAACAUCGUGUUGGCUUUGUACAGCGGUCUCUUUGCCUAUGGAGGGUGGAAUUACUUGAAUUUUGUGACAGAAGAGAUGAUAAAUCCCUACAGGAACCUGCCUCUGGCCAUCAUCAUCUCACUGCCUGUAGUCACUUUGGUUUAUGUGCUGACUAACUUGGCUUACUUCACAACGCUGUCGACAGAGCAGAUGCUGAUGUCUGAAGCUGUGGCUGUGGAUUUUGGGAACUAUCACCUUGGAGUCAUGGCCUGGAUCAUCCCUGUCUUUGUUGGCUUGUCCUGCUUUGGCUCUGUGAAUGGAUCUCUCUUCACUUCUUCCCGGCUGUUCUUUGUGGGCUCUCGAGAAGGACACUUGCCUUCCAUCCUGUCCAUGAUUCACCCCAGGCUCCUCACUCCCGUGCCCUCCCUCAUCUUCACGUGCAUCAUGACCUUGCUCUAUGCCUUCUCCAACAACAUUUUCUCAGUCAUCAACUUCUUCAGCUUCUUCAACUGGCUGUGUGUGGCUCUGGCCAUCAUUGGCAUGAUGUGGCUGCGUUACAAGAAGCCAGAGCUGGAAAGACCCAUCAGGGUGAACAUCUGCCUGCCCAUUUUCUUCAUCCUGGCCUGCAUCUUCCUCAUUGCUGUUUCCUUCUGGAUGACACCUAAAGAAUGUGCAAUUGGCUUUGCAAUCAUCUUCAGUGGGAUCCCUGUUUACUUCUUCGGGGUCUGGUGGCAAAACAAGCCCAAGUGGGUUCUUCAAGGCAUCUUCUCUGCCACAGUGCUGUGCCAGAAGCUGAUGGAAGUGGUUCCACAAGAGUCCUGAGCAGGAAAAGCAGAGACAUUCAGCUUGAGGAAACGCACAAUUUUCUUUGAAGACGACACAAGGAGAAAACACUUCAGAUCCCUCAUCAGCCACACCUCGGCACUGGAGCACCCCUCCGGGGCUGGCCCACGUCUGGCACCUUCCCCCAGCUCUGCCUUGCCUCCUCCAGCCCCUCCAUCACCACCCUUUAGCCUGGCAGAUGAGCAGCCCUGCCAUGAGAAGUUCUUGGUACGACUGUGGGCCAGGAGGAGGAAUUCCUGCCAGCCCCUUCCAGGGGUCCUUGUCUGCCCAGCAGCAGCGAGUCCCUUCAGCAUCUCUGUGUGUGUGUGUGUGUGGUACUGAGGGCUCUACUUCAGCUCUCUGUAGGCUUAACUUGGUUUGAGUCUGCUCGUGAGCCUGGUUGGAGUGUUGGCAGCCACACAAAUGUGGCUGGGGCUGCCCCAGAGCCGUGGGACAGUCCUGAGCCCUGCCCAUCUGCCUUACACAGCCAAGGAGGGUGCUUGGGAAGGAAAGGCUGGCUGAACGUUGGCUCACGUGCUCACACACACACCAACUGUGCUAAAACACCUGCUGCUGGAUGCUUUGAGCUCUGUCUGCUGGCAGUGACUGAGGUGAGACAAGGCAGAGCAGAACCAGUGUCAGAGAAACGAGGUGGGGAGGGCUCGUUGGACUCUCGCUGUGUUCCUGACUGGCUCACUUGGGGUCCCCUGUCACUGUCUGGCUUUUAACUCUCAGAUCCAACCCAUCUCCCUGCAAUUGAGCCAGUCCUAGGGGAUGCUCUUCCCCACAGUGCCCAUCCCCUGGCCCUGUGCAUUGGCACUGGGGCAGGCCUGGGGGUAGAGUUUCCCCCUGACCCAGGGAACUGCAAUGAGCAGAAGGCCAAGUCCACCUGCUCACUCCAGGUUUCCCUGCAGGGAGGCUGUCAUCCAGCACGGGGUGAGCAACAGCACGCUCUCCAGACAGCCCUGUUCAUUGCUCCCAGUGUGAUUCACAUCUGUCCCCAAGCCAUUUGCAAAGAGAGAGUCAGGGUGGGAUUCCCUUGGCUGGUUCCCCAGGGCCUGUGUGUGCCUUGCCUGUCGCUGUGCCCUUCGUUAUCCCGUGUCUCUUGCACUGGAGAUGGGACCAACUGGGUCUGGGGGUGUCAGAAGGGGUGGCUGGAGCUUGGCUUUAAUCCCAGUCUGCUGGAGAUGGUGUGUUUUGCUUUAAGCAGCAGGGCCUGGAGGGGGGCUGGUCCUCCUCCAUGCAAUGCAGCAGCCUUGGUGAGAUGCCCCCACCACCACCCUCCCGUUCAGGGAGUGGCCUUUGAGCACAAACCCCGUGUGAAAUCUGGUUUUGCUGGUGGGGCUGGUGCAGUCCCAUUCCCUGAGCCCACCCAAAAUUCCUCUAGUUCCCAGGUAGUCACAGCUGUCCCCUUGGGAAUGUGUUGCUUUCUCUGGUCCCAGGCAUCACCUUCUCAGCAGAACUGCAGUUGUUGAACAGUCUUGCUCAUUGUGCCUCUGUGCUCAAGGUGACAGUCAGCUGCAAAUCAGCAGCAUCUUUUCCCCACAAGUGAGCUGCUUCAGUGUCUGUUAGAGCUCUGCUUUGUGCUUGUGCUUUGUGCAAAUGGGUUCUUCAGCUGCUUUUUUCUCCUCAGUGCUUUUGAAGACAAGGCUGUUUGGAAGUCAGGAUCCUCCAAGAGCUUUUGCUUCCUGCUGGAUCCCCCUCACAGCACAGACUUACUUUGGAUGGGGAGGUGUAAGGACACCAAUGGUACUAGCUCAUGCUUUGUGCUUUUAAGUUCUUUAGGAACCAACCAACCACCCAGAGUGUGUGUUACAGCAGGUGGCAGCUUCUGUUCAGGUGUGUGUGACCAUGACCACGUGCAGCUCUUUGCUGUUUCUUCCCCAGCCACGUGUGUUUGCUUGGAGGCAGUGCAGGAGGAGUCUGUGAGACAAUCACAUCAGGCUGAAAACCUUGGCUGGCAGGUUGCUUAUCCCAUGGCAGCACAGUGUAGAGACACCCAAGCCAGCUCAGGUUCCACUUGUGUCAGCAUCUCCUGGAGCUGAGUUAAGCUGUGGGGAGUUGCAGCUGGUUUGGGUAUACCUACAGUGCAGAAGGACCCAAAGUUUGUGGCCAGUGCCUGGCUGUUCAGGGACCUAUGUGCAAUGAAUUGGAGCAUCUCAGACCCAGGGCCUGCAGACAGGCACUUGCAUCAAUAAGAUUGUGAGCCAUAAAACCUGAACUCAAAUUUUGGCAUCCUCUUCCAGCUGAAGGCUGAAGAUGUUUUAGCAGGGUAGUGAGGAGAAGUCACUGCUUAUGCUGGGCCUGUGUUGUGGAGGGACAACCUCAGCGUGUCACCUUCCCCUUGGCCUUGCAGGUGUUUUGGCUGUGGUGCUGGCAGGAGCAGCUCCCUGCAAGCCAAGGGGAAGGGCUCCCACUGCCAGCGUGGCCCAGCAGAAGCACCUCCUAUGCAAAGGGGUCUUAACUCUCAGCCACCUCAACCCAGUGGAGAUUAGCACAGAAGAUGCAGUCCACAGAGAGCUCAGAAAUGGUGUCCAAACCUCCCAGAGCUGUGGGGGUUGCUUGGACUGGACACAAGCUAAAUGAGUCCCAUCAGUGAUGAAGGCCAUCACUACCUGGUAUCCUCUUGGUGAACCUUUCACCCUGGUUUUGUAGAGGAGAUGCCACCCUGAGAAGUACUUUUUGAUGAACUAACUGAUCCUCAUGAAAUCCUUCACUUGUUUCCUUGCUCCUUAUGGAUUUUCCUGACGUUUCCCUUGCUGCUGAAGUUCUUUCUCCUGUACUAACCUGCUGGCUCUGCCAUUGACACCAUGUGUUUCAUGGUGAUCUCACCAGCAUCUCCCUGGCAAUAGACACACAGAAAGAAACUGAACCAGGCACCAGCACAGAAUGGCAAAAGUGAUGAGUGUGGUCAGCCCCAGCUCAUGUCUCAAAGGUUACCUUUUACAAACCUGGGUUUUUAUAUCCCUGUGUUCCCUCACCCUGGCAGUUCCCCUCCACCUGGGCUCAGUGACGUGGCUGGAAGAGAUUGGAGUUGUUUUAUCCUGGAGAUUAGGGACAUAAUGAGUAAGGGGGUAAAACUGAAUUUCAUUUUAUAAAGAAAACACAAUCGAGUCAUUUCUGCAAUGGGUGCAACUGCUGCUGACAGCUUCUGCUCUGCAGGGCGACAGCUUGGGACUCAGACCAGCAACCAGGAGUGUCUGCUGCCCUCGAGGGCCUGCCAUGUCCAGCUAGAUUUUGGCAUGGAAAAAGAGAGAACCCUUCCUCCUUGCUGCUUGUUUUCCUCAAAUAUGGGAUAAGAUGUGUCAAGGAGGGCGAGGGGAGCAGCAGAGACACUGCAGGACAUCCCUCCUCCUUCCCAGCUGUUUCUCUCCUGCGCUGUUUCGAGCCUGUGGUCAGCCACGCCUGUUGGGGUGAAACCCUUCCCUCAGAGGGCACAUACAGCUGCAGUGACCCUGGCUUUGCUUUCCUCAACACUAGCUACAGUCACCCAAGGUACCACGUGGAUGCAUUUCAUGUGAGGGUGUUCAGCCAGAGCCGCUGUGUGUCUGCAGCACUGGCUCCUGUGCAAAAGACCUUUGAGGUCAUCGAGUGCUGCUGUGGCUGCAUCUUGCUGUAAGUCCCUUGUCCUUGUACUAACCCCUCCCCAUUUCAAUUAUUGCUCUUGGCUUGUUUUGAUGUAUUUAGACUCCCAGGCAGGCAGUUGGGGCAGUCAUGGAACGGGGGUAGGAGCUGGUGGUCAGGCCCUUCCUUACCCCUGAGCUCCCUUUUGCUAAGUGAGAAACCCCAACUGAGAGGGAGCAAAAUGCUCCUGGCCCAAAGCAGAGGGACUGAAGUCAUCCUGGGUGGAUGUUUCAGUUAGGUUAUUGAAACCUCCCUACAGUAUUUGCAGUGUUUUCCAUCUCAGAGGCCGUGUUUGGGUAAACACCCUUUUGUUUGGGAUGGCCCCUCUGUGGGUGCUGAGCUCAAAGGGACUCUGCCACUCAUGAGCAAACUUCUUGAGAAGACCCUUCAGCUGGAUUGAAACUCAUAAGAAGUGGCUUUGUCAUCCCCUGAGCCAUCUCCCUGGGGGCAGCCCAGGCAGGGUAGUGAAUUAGGGCUCCUCUGCCAUGGGGCUGCCCCAGAGCAGAGCUGAGCCCUCAGAGGGCAGUGGUGUUGCAGCAGAGCUCUUGCCCAUGGCCAUGGGGAGGUGUUUGGAGUGGCAGAGUCCAGGUCUGGCUGGGGGGAAUAGCAGGGAAGGCUCCCUCUCAGCCUGGGAAGGUACCUGUGCCUUCAGCUGAGGCUGCAGUGCUCUGGGGCUUUAACGAGAAGGCAAAAGAGCUCUCAAUGCUGAGGGGUGCCCAAGGGACUCCCUGGCUCUGCUGGUUCCCUGAGGAGUUCCAGCCUGCCAGCCUUCCACUGACUUUGCCCACGCUUGAGAAGUUUCUCCCCAGUUUACACAGCCCAAACUGGAAGCAGCAGCUGGUGGGGGGAUGCUGCUGGGAGCCAAAGGCAAGGUGCUGCUCAGCUGCAGGCAGGAGACGUGGCUGGGGUUUGCUCACCUGCUCUGCAGAGGGUUGUUUCUUUGCUGUUCCCCCUGUGCCUCACGUGAGCAGGGGAGUUGCUCCCUCCAGCUGUUGAAGUGUUAAUGAGAAAAUCGAGAUUAACAAUAUUUUUUUAAGCCUUGAAUUCAUUUUUUAAUGGCCUGGAAGAGGCUUUUCCAGCUACACCCAAACUGUCCCCGUGGGCAGCUCAGCUGGGCACUGGGUGCUGCCUGGGGCCAUGGUGCUGAGGGUCUGGCUGUGCCCCCUGUGCUGGGAUGGGUGGCACACGCAGGGAAAACAACCCUGGUUUGUUCAGAGGCUGGGGAGAGGUCUGUGUCCCACCUAAAUCCUCCCAGAAGGGGGAUUGUAAGUGGUGGCCAGACCUUUCACUGGCCCAAAAGGAGGGUGAAACUCCCAUCUGGUGAGUCUGCCCUGCCAGAGACACCUCUCCUAAGGUUUCUACUUUUGUUGGGGUUUUCUUUUUAGACACAGUAAAGAAGCAAAACAGAAUCUUUAACCUACAGAAGAUAAAAACCCUAGAUCUGAGUCACAGCUCUGUUCUGUUUGGUUGCUUUAAACGUGUUUUUACUAAUUUAAACGUUGCUGUAGAUGACACUCUAUUUAUUUUUAAGGGGUAAAUAUCUUUUAGUCUUAAUACUUCUCCAGCAAAGCUCUGUCUCUUUCCACUGGUUGUGUUCCCAUCGACACAGCUAUUCCAUGGCCCACCCAGGGCUGCUCAAGCCAGUAGGAACUUCAUCCAAUUGCCUUGUAAAGCGAGAUGUCUCCUGCAGUGGGUUUUGGUUUCUCUCCUAGCACUUCUUUUAUGUCUGUGGUUAACAAACCUGUUCAGUGUUUUGGGUUGUUGUUUUGGUUUUUUUUUAACAAAGAAAGCUGAAUUACAA
Molecule: messenger RNA, 7166 nt
Organism: Colius striatus (speckled mousebird)
Lineage: Eukaryota; Metazoa; Chordata; Aves; Coliiformes; Coliidae
Gene: SLC7A5
Product: solute carrier family 7 member 5
Exons: 10
Coding region: 167-1741 (524 amino acids)
Biological process (GO): neutral amino acid transport; amino acid transmembrane transport
Cellular component (GO): membrane
Molecular function (GO): L-amino acid transmembrane transporter activity; neutral L-amino acid transmembrane transporter activity
Source: RefSeq, a predicted model, not a curated record